AUGUCUGCGCAGCAAGCAACACAUGCAACCCUUGAUGUGUUUUCGAAACAGAGAUGGGUUACAUUUCAAGGCAAUCCAGUUGCCGUAGUCACAAUCAACAACGAUUGCCAACUCUCCCACGACCAGAAGCAGAGGAUCGCAAAAGAGUUCAACUACACAGAAACGGUUUACUUGUAUGCGCGGGGCGAGAACCCUCGAGUGGAAAUAUUCACCCCUAUCGACGAGAUGGCAUUCGCCGGCCACCCAAUUAUCGGCACAGGCCACCUACUUUUCCAGGGAUCGGCGGCUGAUCCGGCUACGCAAGUGUCGAACUUGACGAUUACGACCAAGGCUGGGCCUGUUGCACUUGCUUACGACCGAGCAAACCUGCUUGUGCAUGCCACUGUACCACAGAACUUUCACGUUCAUCAACAAGAAGCUACUCUGGAUCAGAUCCGUGCCGUGCAGGCGGGUAUGGAUGCGGCCUCGGAUUUAUUUGCUGUGAAACACACACAUCCUGUGGUAUCCAUGGUAAGCGGGGUAACAUACGCUCUGGUGGAUCUUACGAGAAGACAUGAUAUAUUCGCCGGAAUUGUUCCUGGAGCGAGCCCUACCCUGAACCUUGACGAAGGAUGGUCGCCGUCCUUCACGGGUGUCAUGUAUUAUCGCCUACUGGAUUCGCACUUGGAAGCCGCCAGUGGUAUGAUGCAUUGGAACCUUCGUGUCCGUAUGGUUGCAAUCAAUUUGGAAGAUCCUGCUUGUGGGAGUGGGGGAUGCUCUCUGAGUUCUUACCUCGCGCUGUCAAAGGGAGAUCAAAGCCGAAAGCAUCGAUUCAACAUUAGCCAGGGCUCAGAGAUGGGGAGGGAUAGUCAAAUCGUUGUUGAUGUUUAUUUGGAUGAAGAAGGACGUCAGUUGUCUCAGUUAAGGCUUGCAGGUCAGGCAACAGUGGUUACGGAGGGCAGGAUCUUUUUGAGUUGA
This is a messenger RNA of Penicillium canescens, 957 nucleotides long. RefSeq names its product PhzF family phenazine biosynthesis protein. The record is from RefSeq and is a predicted model, not a curated record. Gene Ontology annotation, cellular component: cytoplasm. NCBI's taxonomy places the organism in Eukaryota, Fungi, Ascomycota, Eurotiomycetes, Eurotiales, Aspergillaceae. Gene Ontology annotation, molecular function: isomerase activity. The coding region runs from base 1 to 957 and encodes 318 amino acids. Gene Ontology annotation, biological process: biosynthetic process. The transcript has 3 exons.